AUGGGUCCCAGCAUUCCACCGAUGUUCAAGUCGCAGGACUUGGUACAAAGUUCUGUUCCAGGAAACAUCGCAAACAUCGAUGCACAUGAUCGUGCUUACGUGGCCCUUAAAGCCAGCUGUGAUCGCCAGGGCCACUACCCUUGUAACCUGCUGCAGCGGAAGCAGCUGCAAAGCGCGACAGAGCGCUACCGGCGCUACCUUGAAGAUGGGGAGAAAACGCUUUUCAACCUCGGCUUUGAGGAGAUUCAUUUCCUCGAACUAAAAGACAAUAGCAAAGAGUUCCAAGAGUUCAUCAUUCGAAAUACCCCUUCGGUUCAAAAACAACUGCACCAAGAUGAUCGCGAUCCCACUUCCCGUUUUGUGUUCAUUCAGGCCGAUCAUUCACGCGCUCCGUUAAACUGCUCCCGCGAUAGUUUCUCCCACAUCCUGUCAUACCAUCAGGUGCCUCCUGGCUUCAUCGACUACGUUGCUGCUUUUGGCGCUACGCAUUAUCCGACCGAUUAUCACAUGACGGGCUUCGACUCGGACGAUACGCUCACGGUCAAAGACUCCAAUGUUGUCAAGAUCUCUAAGCUUGGCCGCUCCGGACGGGAGCACCGCAUGCAAUAUCUUCUAAGAUCUAUCGAGACAGACUCCACCGCUGAUGAGUCCCGGAGGUGGAAUAUACGCCAAACCGCUGUCUACCAUUCCUUCGAUUUCAUAGAAGGUAAAGCCUUAUGGAUCAACAUCAAAGCUAACAGCCGUCUUGAGGAUAUGGUAAAGGAAGCAACAGCCGACUCUGCGAUUGUGAACCCUGCUGCCAUGAAUGACCCAGCUGAGUCUUUUUCUUCGACACUUUCUGUCCAUCUCAUCUUCCUUGAGUGGUGUGACAUGGAUUGGCGAAAGUGUAUCAAUGAUUGCGAAAAGAAGAUCAGAACAGUUAUAGCCAAAGCUCAGACAUCGCGAGUCACUCCACCUGCCAAGUUCAACACCCCGACAAAACGAGCUUUGGAACUUAUUGAAGCAAAAGCAUCAGAUCUCAGCAGUAACAGGAAGCUUUCCAACCCAAGUCAUUCACUCUGGCAGUGGACAUUGCGUCGACGUGCCAACUUACUGCACUGGGAUAUCGAGAUUAAUGAGAAGCUGGGAACUGUUAAACAUGAACACCAUGUGCAAGAACAACAACUGGACUACCUCAACAACCUCGAUAGCUUCUCGUUCGACGAAAUCCAGAAUCUGCAUCACUGGGGAGAGCAAUUGGAAAGUUAUCGUCUAGUGAUGGAGCUCAAUCAUCAAGCCAUGCGCGAUAUUGUAGAGCGUUAUCAAAACUUAUCAUCUCGACCCGACUCGCCAGCAUAUAUCAAAGACAAAUGCAUGGAUGAAAUCAACUACUUCGUCCAGCGAGUUAUACGUAUCCAGAAGAACCUCGAGAUUCGUAUUAUCCAGGUAAAGUCGUUGAUCUCAUGGCUGGAAGAUGGAAAGUCACUAUUUGAUCGCAUCAUCCAAUAUCGUAACGCCCAAGUCGGCCGCAUCUUCACAGAGAGUUCGUUUGGCCAAUCACAGAAGAUGGAACGCAUUGCGUACAAAACAGAAAAAGAAACCAUCUCGAUGCAUGUUAUCACUUGUGUAACGCUAGCAUUUCUUCCUCCAAUGUUUGUGGCUACAUUCUUCCAAAGCGGAUUGGUAGAAGUAAACGCAGGGGCGACAGGCCUCGGCAACGCUGUGUUCUUUCACGACAAUGCCUUCGGCUUGUUUGCUGCAAUAUGUUUCCCACUUAUGGCAGUUACAUUUGUCUUAUACUGGACUGAAGAAAGCUUACGCCAGAUCAUUGAAAGCAUAAACCCAAAUUUCCCUGUCCAGUUCGAAACGAUCACGGGACGAUAUCUCAAGGUUUUCUCUACCCUGGUAUUCAUCGACCAACCGGAACACAUUCGCCUGUUCCUCAAAGCAGGUAUUGGCGAUAACCAGCUACCUCUUGACAGGCUCCCUAUUGUUUGGAAUGGUAUCGUCGACAAAUUCUUGAUGGAACAAUGGCAGUUUUGCCCAUGGGAAUUUUCCAUCCAGGAGAGCCAUAUGAGGGAUUUAUAUACCCAACAGAUAUUGCCUGUUCAAUAUACCAAGCCUCUGAUGACGGGACAGCAUGAUCCCACAGAAGUCCAUGUCAUGGAAUUAGACAGUGAAGACUGCAAACUUCCCCCAGAGGUAGUUUUCAAGAUCUACAAGGGCUCUGACAAGAUAAAACUCUACGACAGAGAAGCCGACGUAUAUACAAGACUCAUGCGGUUAAAACCGACGGGAAUCGCAAAGUGCUACGGCUCGCUCGCCUACACUUACACCAACAUACGUAUCAUCGUUCUUGAGUAUGCUAGUAAGGGUUCCCUGGUUGAGUUCUUUGAAACGCCGUCUCCUAUGGCGUCCAGCGACUACAGACAGCUUUGGGAACGCUUGCUGGACCUCUUUGAAGGUCUUUACGUGCUUCAUAAUAUAGACGAAAAUGAUUCUAAAUCGCUCACUGGGAUCCACCAAGAUAUUCAGCCCGCCAACAUACUGGUAUUUCCAGGCGACACCGGGUCUCCUUACGACGUCUACUUCAAGCUUGCCGACUUUGGUUUAACUGAAGUAGUCAAGGUGACCGGUGAAGGAGAAACGUUUCCUGUCAAUAACGAGGGAAACAAGAUGUACUCCGCCCCCGAAGCCUUCUCCAAUGAACGGAUUGAGAGUGAGCUUAGACCCCGCAUCAACUCCCUUGCGGACCUGUGGUCCCUUGGUGCUGUCUUGAGCGAAUUCAUGGUCUGGUCCAUUGGCGGUAAGACUCUACGAGAAUCUUAUCGCACGAGUAGGAAGGAUGCAGUGGCAAAGUUGCCCCAUCUCAAAGACCACGGGUUUCAAGCAUACUUCCACGAUGGGGUUAAGGUGCUGCCUGAAGUUGCGAACUUCCACAAGGACAUUUUGGAAAAUAACAAAAAGGAUGGAGACGUAUUUUCUCCUUACAUGAGUCGAUUUAUCCUGGAUUACAUGCUGGUAAGCUCUGGAAAACGACUACAAGCAAAGGGGGCCAAGGUGUCGGUUGCAAACAUAAUUACCAGCGCGCAAUCGAGUCACAAACCAUCACGACCAAGGACCCCUGAGACCACCUAUCACCCGCCAUCAAACAACCCACCCCUUCAUAAUCGAUCAGCCAGAACGUCGACCCAGGUUACCGUUACACAAGUGGUUACUGUCGAGGAGAUUUAUAACGUGAUCAAAAAUAGGCGAAUCCUGGAAAGGCUUCUACCUAGUGGCCCCUCUGAAGCAGGGAUGAAUUUUCCAGGUAUGCAAAAUGCUCGGAAUAAGGUCAAUGCUCGUGAGGGACGUGACCAGAUCUUUGUGAUUGAUGACUGUGACUCAUUACGCAAGCACAGGUAUUGUAUCGCUAUUACUGCUAGAGUUAUCAGCUAUACAGUCAAGAUAACGGACAAAAAUGGAAUGGAUCUCUACUUUGCUUCCGACUCUGUCAACCCUCAAAGCUGCCGCAACAGCUCAGCCGUCGAAAAGAAUAUCAACAAGAAGCGACCAGUCGAUGGAUUUUGCGACGUGGCAAAAUGUCUUAACGACGUCUUGAAAGAUGUGCGCAGGAAUGGAAUGCAGCCGACAAGCAUCUACAUUUUUACUGAUGGAAUAUGCAGCCUUGCUGAUAACGGUAAUGGCGUGAAGGAAGUUAUUUAUGACGCUAUCACGAGUCUGGUUAAGGCGAAAAGAAAACCAAAGGAUCUUAUGUUUCAGUUUGUUCAGUUUGGACGCGAUCCGGAAGCGUAUGAGCUCUUGAAGAGUUUCGAUGACGACUGCAAAAGAGUGGAAAACAAUGUUGAGUUUGAUAUCGUUGAUAGAAAGUAUUGGGACAGUCACGUUCCAAAAGUCAUUGUUGGUAGUCUUGAUCGCAACAACGACAACGAUGACAAUUAG
This is a messenger RNA of Fusarium coffeatum, 3921 nucleotides long. RefSeq lists its product as uncharacterized. Lineage: Eukaryota; Fungi; Ascomycota; Sordariomycetes; Hypocreales; Nectriaceae. The transcript has 11 exons. Gene Ontology annotation, biological process: protein phosphorylation. Gene Ontology annotation, molecular function: protein kinase activity; ATP binding. The coding region runs from base 1 to 3921 and encodes 1306 amino acids. The record is from RefSeq and is a predicted model, not a curated record.